Molecule: messenger RNA, 2094 nt
Organism: Rotaria socialis
Lineage: Eukaryota; Metazoa; Rotifera; Eurotatoria; Philodinida; Philodinidae
Source: the annotation of a GenBank genome assembly
AUGGUUGUACAUCGGCAGUAUCCUUCAAAGAAAUAUCCGAAUUCAGCAUCCACUCGUCUUCUUCAUUUGACUAUUCCAGCAACAUCAAAUUUCUUGUAUGACACACAUGAUUUUGUAUGGAAUAAUCCAAUAGAACUGGAUUUACUCAACAUGAAAAAAGCACCGUUGUUGACAAAUAUCAAUGAAAAUUAUUUUUUAAAAGUUUUGCCAUGCAUACGUCGUCUAUUUACAAUAUUUAAUUCUAUAUGUCCCAAUAUAUAUCGUAUACAUUGUUCAGAUUCAUUGAGAAUUUUACAGGAAAUCAUUUGUUUAAUGGAAGAAUAUCUUCAUAUAUAUUUACCGUCGACUUUAACAGCAAGUUCUUUACUAAAUAAUGAGGAAUAUUUUAAUGAUUUUAUACAUAAAUUAAGAUUUUCACCAUUUAAUUAUUUCUAUCCAAAUGCUGCACUUUCAUCAUCGAGAAAACCUGAAGUACAUUGUUUUGGCCAAGGCAUUCACGUAUCAGAUGGUAAUAAUAAACUCAACCAGCCAACACUAUUUUGUUUCGAAUUAACAACACCCAUAGAAGAUAAUCUUCAAUUGCCAACUGAAAUCGUUAUAUUAGAUCCGAAUGAAAAUAUCGUAUUAAAUGAUAUAAAAUAUAUCAGCACGUACGACCAAGGUUAUACUAAAUUAUUUUCAUGUAGCUAUAAACCAAUAACUCAAGCAGGAAUUUAUAAAAUAUCAUUUUUUUACAAUCAUACACAAAUAACACCUGAUCCAUUUACGGUAUUUAUACAGAAUCCUAAUCAACCAAAAGAACAAUUAUUAUCAGAAGAUGUGAAAGAAAUCAAUAUACAAGAAAUGCCUGACUAUGAAUUGGAAGGCGAUGGAUGUUCAACAAAAGUUAUUCUCAAUUCAAUUGCACGUUUUCGUCUUCGAAUAACUUCACAAACAAAUUCGUAUUAUAAAUCAACUGUUGAUCCAUUUUCUCUUUCAAUAAUUGAUCCAUUUGGCCAUGCAAUUGUAGUUCAACGUCGUAUACUAUCACCGGAUUUACUUGAAUUAACAUAUCAACCGAUGUCCACAGGUGAACAUCAACUAACAAUUUCAUAUCAUAACAAAAUGCAUCGUCAACUGAUUAUUGAUGUUAAAAAUGAUGAAACCAAUUGUCUAUCAAUAUUAAAACCAUUUGGGCCGGGUCUUCAACGCGCAAUUGUUGGUUUACCAACAGAAUUUUAUGUUGAUCUUAGCCAACAAAAACUAACUAAUCCAACUACUAAUCAUAGUCAUUUACAAUUUUGUUUAGAACCAUCUUAUCAUGCCGAAAUUGAUUAUGAACAACAAAUGGCAACUGUACGUUAUACACCUUUAGCAGGAGGCAUUUGUCCUAUACAUAUACUAGAACAUAAUAAAGAUAUUCAGAAUUCACCAUUUACUUGUCAUGUAAAACGAGAAGAUAUUUCAAAAGAUAAACCUCAUAUACGUAUUAUUGGUUUAUCAGAACAAAUUAUUAUUCAUCGUCCAGUUGAAUUUGAAGUUUUUAUUGAUAAUCCAUUUGAUGAUCCAAGUCAUUUACUAAAUGUAGAAGUUUUAACUGAGGACAAUUCUCCAGCUGUAUCAAUUGAUCAUCAGCAUACAUCAUAUAAAUGCUCAUUUAUUCCAGUGACAUUAGGACGACAUAUUAUAUCGAUUGAUUAUGCUGGAAUUGUUCCGGAAAAUAAUCCAUUCUAUUGUCAAGCUACACAAGAAAAAGAUAUACAAUUAAAUGGUCCUGCUGUAAAUAGCCAAUGUUUAGAAUUAAAUAAGCCAACACACUUUUACUUUAAAUUAGAAGAUUGUCUAUUGAAAAAUUCUACUGAAAGAAGAAAUUUAGCAUACGAAAGUGGAUAUAGUUCUAACGAUGAUACAUCGUUAAAUUCAUCAUUAACUGAUGGAGCAAAGGAAACAACGGACGAACCCAAUAAUUAUCGGGUUACAAUUACAGAUGGACAUGGAAAUCGGAAACAAAAUGUAUCAAUUAAAAACACUAAUGAACAGCUGGACAAUGAUGUACGCGUUGAUUUUAUACCAGAUGAACAAAUUUUGUUCAUUAACAUUUCUUGUACUUGGUAG